This is a messenger RNA of Micromonas pusilla CCMP1545, 681 nucleotides long. RefSeq lists its product as uncharacterized. Lineage: Eukaryota; Viridiplantae; Chlorophyta; Mamiellophyceae; Mamiellales; Mamiellaceae. Bases 1 to 681 code for a protein of 226 amino acids. The transcript has a single exon. Gene Ontology annotation, molecular function: protein binding. The record is from RefSeq and is a predicted model, not a curated record.
AUGACUUUCGACGACAUCCCCGAGAACGUCGCGGCCGUCGUGUUCUCGCACCUCGGGGACGACCCGCGAGACCGCAUCAGGCUCGCCGCGGUGAGCAAGGUGUGGAGGAGCGCGGAGAAGUCUGACACGUCGUUGCCGGGCACUCCGAGGGCGUUGUGCGAGCUCGGUUGGAAGAGGAUAACAAAGAGGUACUCGUGGAGAAAGGCGACCUACUGGUGGAGUAAGGCGGCGGCGACUAGAGAUGCCGACGUCAUGUAUGACCUCGGAUGCUGCUACUACAAUGACUUCGAUGGCCUGCUGCGAGACGAGACGAAGGCGUACUACAAUGACUUCGACCUGCUGCGAGACGAGACGAAGGCGUUCGAGUUGUGGGAAAGAGCGUCCGGGUGUGGGCACGCUCACGCCACCAACUUGCUCGCACACUGCUUCUGGUACGGCAAGGGCGUGGAUAAAAAUGAAGCAAAGGCGCUCGAACUGCUCUUCAGGGCGGUGGAACUGGGUUCAAUACGUUCCCCGCGCGAUCUCGGGUUCAUCUACGAAUACGGCCAGUGCGGCGUGGCGGUGAACAAAAAGGAGUCGCUGAAGUGGUACAGCGUCGCGGCGGAGCGCGUCGACCUACAGGCUCAAGACAGGUUGCUCGAGACCAUGCGAAGACUGUCGAGCGAGCUCGCGUCGGCGUGA